UCUGGCGCGACAUGGUCGCGGGCGUCGCGGCCAUCCACAGUCUCGGGUUGAUCCACUUUGAUCUCAAACCCGCGAAUUUCCUCAUCGUGGACAACAUCGUGAAGGUCUCUGAUUUCGGCCUCGCGAGAGGGAUCAAUAAAGACGAGGGAAUCACCCAUGUCUCCCGCGAUCGCCAGUGCGGCACGCCGCGCUACAUGCCACCUGAGGCGUUCUACCAGCCGGAUGAGGGAUCGGCGAGUUUGAAAAUGCGGCCAGCCGCUGACGUUUGGGCUUUGGGGAUCAUCCUCUACCAAUUAUUGUACGGUCGGGCGCCGUACGAGCAUUUAGAGGGGUGCGGGAUGCGGGCGCAGUUCGCCGUGGCGGAUUCCCGGGUCCGGAUUCUGUACUCGAAAUCUCGGCGGUGGGAGCAGCAAGACGCGGCGUUAUUCGGCCAUCUGGUGUCUCUGCUACAGGUCACGCUGCGGUGGCGUUGGGAAAGGCGGUGGGACGCACAGACGGUGCUGAAGUAUUUGGAAAUGGGAGAUGAGCAGUACGAUGCGAAUGUUCAGCCAUGCCAAGCGACCAUCAAGAGAAAGAAUCAAAAGCUGCUGAAAAUGCCGAAAAACCUUGUCAAUGAAGAAGACAUGAAGGGAAAAGCGACGAAAUGGGAGGGCCAUCGGCUGUCAGACAUUUACGAAGAGGAAUUUAUCGAGCAAACGUCGUUACCGUUGCUGGCGAAACAAGAGAUGAACUACUCCUGCAACUCGACUUCUUUCGGUGCUACGGGUGCGGAGCAAGCGGAGCUAUUGGCACGACGACAGGACGGACCUGGAAACCUGGAUGAUGGCGGCGGCGCUACGGGCCAAAUCGAGAAGGAGGUGCUGGAGUCGGGUGGUGAAGAAAAGAAAAUGAGAAGCGACAAAAAUAUCCGAGAUUUCGCAAAUGAAGUAGCAGAAGAACACGAGCCAGAGCUGGCAUCGUCCUCGGAGGAAGAGCAUGAGUUGGAUGAAAAUGCUGAGAAAGGUGCGGCAUUGAUGUCGCAGCAGCAGCAGCAGCAGGCGCAAGGCGUCGCUUCCGAAGAUUUUGCUUUGGAAAACAACAAAACAGCAUCGCUAACUUCUGCAACACAAACCAUCGACACCGGGGAGCGAGACACGACGCCAAGUUUUGCACGUGACGAUAAUGAGGAACCGUCGCAAGAAGACAAAUUUCAUUCCAUGACAGAAGAUCCCUCUUCGUCAUCGACAUCUUCCGCAGCGUCUCCUUGCGCCGCUUUCCUGGCCUCUUCGCUCUCCACCAUCAUCAUCACCAUCAUCGCUGUUUGUCUUCUCGCGGGCGCUACUGGCUUGGCAGUCCAUAUGGGCAACGUGAGCGAGGGGAACAAACAGAAAGCAGAGCUGGGAUCUUCAGGAGACGGUGAUGCUUACCUGUUUGGCGGCUUCGGCGGCUGGCAUAAACCAAAGAUUUUAGUCCCGACGAGAAUCUUCAACGGGGAUGGAGGCGGUGGCGGGGGUGGUGGCACUUCACCUGGAGGGAACCCGAGCGGCCCACCAACAGGUCUAGGAAAUGAUGGUCAGAGCGGGAAUGCCGGAACAACCGCUCCUUUGCAGCAACCGACCCCUCCUGCGAGUCCUUCAUCGGGCUUGUUGAGCCUCUUCCCCCCGGGGCCUGUUUCCGGAGCGGAGUUUCUGGCGCCGGCGAAAUCAAAGCCGGCAGCGAAUGCUGGUACGGUGCCAGUGAUUGUGCCUGCGGCCGCUGCUACUCCAUCUGCUCAAGGAGCUUCAAUAUCUCCUGCUGCCACGCCGGUUUCGCCUGCAGUCGUGGCGGGAAGUGGUGGCCAGCUAGCGCAGACAGGAGUCACAACGCAAGCGGCGACUUCUCCUACGCAUCAACCGUAUCUAGCAACUUCGACGACAACGUCUCCAGGUCAUGAGCGGUUCCAAAAUGACCUACCGGGACCUGACCCGGCAACAGCUUCUCCUUCUCCUACGUCGGUGUCUCCUCCUGGAAACAGUGAAAGUGGAACAACAUCUGGAGAAACGACAAACGGCACAGCUGGAAACCCUGCACGAAGAGCUGACAUUGAAAAUCACCCUCCGCAAGAACCAGGAAGUAGUUUCAGUACGCAUGGGCAAAGUCCUGGAACCGAUGAAGCAGGCACCGCAAUAGACGGAACAUUACAUGCAGGUGGCGACCCAGCUAUAGUCGCUGCUGGUGCUGCGACUGGCAAUUCUGGUGCACAGGAGCAGCAAUCGCAACGGACAUCAGGCGGCAAUAAUCAAACUGGAAGUAUUUCAGAUGCGUCACAAAUGGAGGGGGCAGCGCGUCCGGGGAGCGGUGCAGAAGCUGGCGCAGGAUCUUCUUAUGGAGAAGAACGAGACGACGUUGGCGGUGAAUCGCCACCCAUAUCAGGAGGUGGGGCUGGGAGCGAAGCGCCAUCCGGCAAUAUGACCAGCGUCGAAGUAAGUGCAACUGCUGGCAAUGGAGGAGCGGCGGGAGCGGUGCCAACAGGUAGUGCUGCCUCGACGGUAGACUACGGCGCGGCAGAGACCGACAAUGAAACGGCAGGAAGGGGUCGUGCUGGCGGCAACCAGGAGGGCAGAUCGGUGGAACGAGGAGUCGGCCAUGCGGAUUCCGGUUCCCUUGUCGCGAAUGGAGGCACGAUGCGAGGAGCCGAACGAGGAGAAAGGACGAGGACUACAGGAGACAUCGCGCAACAGGGUUCGGACGCCCGUGCGUCCUCGGUCGCAAACGAAAAUCAAGGCGCCGGACUAGUCGAUGCGCGACCGCAAGAACAGGUCGGUAGUUCGGGCACCGCCGCUACGGCUCAAAGUAGAAACACCGGCACAGAUGGUGCAACUGAAGGAGCUAGGGUCACCGACGCUAUAAGCGCCCCCGCGCGUGGUGCUGGUGAUGAGCGAGAAGUGGAUACUGAUGCAAUGAGUGUCCAGAGGAGCUUGCGAUCACAGGUUUCAUCAGCUGCGGCUGCGGAGAGAGGACGAGACGACGAGCAGGACCGCUACUCUGGCAACCAAUCCGACUGCGAUGGGAGAGAAGGCGUCUCUGAUUCGGAUAGUCGAAGCGAUUCGAGCAGACGGCAUAGCCACAGCUCAGCUGCGAGCAGUGUGUGCCCAAGUGAACCUGAGGACGGGGAAGGAGAGAAUGAGCCAGAGGCAGGAAUACAUGACAGAGACGAGCCGGAGCCCCCCUUGCCGGAAAAUGACUUCCUUGACGAUCUGCCGCCUGUAGAAGUUCCAGACAGUGCAUCUCUUCUAGCGGAAGCCGAACAAGAUGCGUACACCAUUGCAAGGGUUGGUAGCGCUAGUGGGGGCGGUUCGUCCAGCAGCACUGCGCGAUACGUCCCUCCUCCGGCCAUCAGAACACCAUCAUCGCAGAGCACGCAGCCAAGACUGAAUGAGGAAGGAGGGGGCAGCACAGAGCCGUUUGAGGCACCUGCUGCUCCGCUCGAAACUCGACAAGAGCAGGGCCUCAGCUGUGAAAAUUUGUUUUUGCGGUUUCUAAAAGAAAAGGUCCGCGAUAAAAGGCCACGCGAUUACUGGAGCGCGGAAAUCGACUUUGGGCGAGACCAUCUGGAGGAAGCGAAUCAAAGCGCAAUAGAAGGAGGAAUGUCACAUCCGGAAUCCGGACAGGUUUUCGAUCCCGACACAUGGGCGGUAAAAGUUACUUUACUGCGUUUAUCUCUGAAAUCUCCCAAGGGCUGGCAUGUUAGGAAUACUAUACAUAGAAAUAGAAAUAGAUGAAAGUGGCUGAGGCUGCACAGAUGUUGUUGACGAGUGACGGACCUGCUUUAAUUACAGUAUGAGAGCUUGUCGACUAUCACUAAGUAUCGACACCAAGAACAUGAGCAACUGUUUGUACACUCACAUCUACAGGUGCGAACAAUUAUGGCUUUGAUGCCAUUUUGCAGCCUCAAUGCUCCACUCAGAGCCUUAAAGGUGUUGAGCUUCCGUUGGCCGGUUGUAGAAGCGAACUUGUACAGCGAAAGGCGCCUGAGCGGUGGAUGUGUGGCAGAUGAUACACGUUUUUUCGCGGAGGUCUGGGACUUCUUAUCGAUUUGAAAUCCUUGGCGCCACUGCUGCGCUCGCCUUUUCAGACUUAAUGAUGAGGCCGAGUUUCAAGAUGGACACUGAGUAAAUGUGUACCACAAUCACAAAAAGCUGUCUAGCGUACGACAAUAUGUCGACUGGUGUUUAUAGUAUGAAGUAUUUUAUUUGUCCUCAGGCAGUGAUUCGACGGACCGAGACAGUGAAAUUGCGCGUACCCAUGGCUUCGAAUCGUUGCACAUGACCUCUUGUCUUUAAAAUGUGAAACUUUCAACAUCGGGAUGAUGUUGUUGCGCAUGAGAAAACGACAGUCGCUGACGGGAUUUCCCUUUCAUAAAAGUUUCAUGAACGGCGGAAGCGGCCUGGGGAUGCGGACACGAAAGGCACCGGAUCAAGCCUUGUUGUAUGGGACGAUCCCGUUGAUCGCUCAGUGCCAACGAGUGGGCCUUUACCGUCUGCCGACGGGGUCGAAUCGCUGUCACUGCGGCAUCGUGCUCUUCGGGAGGAGCGAUGCCGCUUAGGUAUGGUCACGCAGUACCUGUUUCAAGCACAGGAGCAAAUCUUCGAGUUUGGGGCCGGCGGAUUUUUAGCGCCAUACGGUACCCAUUUGACCAUGACACGAUGAGUUUUCUGUUGUUACUCGGGAGUAUUUCGCUACAGUAGCUAGAAGUUCUAGAAAAUAGAUUUCAUCGCCAGAUGAAUGGCGGCCUCGUCCGUUAUCCUUCUCAUCGUGUGUUUUGUUUUCCUUGGAUUGAUGCGGGUACUAUUUUCAUCUGAAAGAAGAUUGCAUUCCUCCAAAUGCAUUAGAAUUGUUCACAAACAGGUUAUUGCUUGAACACCGAUGCAAAUGUCGAUCAAAUGCCGAGUGCGUGGCCAGAGGGUCAGCUAGGGCGUAAAAACUACCCCUACCGCUUUGGAAAGGAGCCUAAAUCUUGCCUACAUCCGAUGUGGCACCAUUACUUUCAGAUAGAUUUUCGCAAACGCGCUACAUUUUGGCGCAAGCACUCAACCGGGAAGGGCGCUGCAUGGUCGUACCUGCAUUUCCGCUGGAACUGGAUCCGGACGCGCCUUCACGCAGUGACGGACAAAGGCGCUAAUCCUCUCCGGUUUUGCUCGUCAUUUCGCGGUCAAGAGGGCAUCAGUUACAGAUAUUCGCAGAAGAUUACGGAAAUGAACUAGGAGUAGGAUGACGAUUAGGCAAGCCUUGUGAGCGCUUCGUGUAGACGUGCGCAUCGUUGAUGUAUAUUGUGACUCAGAUACUGGGUAUUGAUAGUCGCAUUUCAUCUGAACACCCUGCGAGUACUGUUGUUGUUUUGUGAAAAUGCGACCCGGCCGCGGGCCUGGGCCUGAACAUUUAGUCUGAUCCAACAAUAUGUGUCGCACUGGUGCGGAAAUUUUUCGUCAUAUCGUGUAUCCCUGUCGUCAUCCACUCUUUAUUCCUGCAUAUGGUCCUUUAACGCCAGAACCGACCCAAGGAUCAUCGCCGCUUUCAAGCCCCUCCUUGAGCCCAUGCUGCUUCCCGACGUUGACGAGCGACGUGGGACUAUCAGUGACUAA
Amoebophrya sp. A120 is the source of this 5600-nucleotide messenger RNA. The record is from the annotation of a GenBank genome assembly. NCBI's taxonomy places the organism in Eukaryota, Dinophyceae, Syndiniales, Amoebophryaceae.